AUGGAGGCAAGGGGCAGCAGCAGGCCUGCUGCAGGCAUAGUCUCAUCCUCCCAGCCCAACGGCACCCGUGUUCCGAUGGAGAUCGUGCUGAUGGAGAAGCUGCCUGACAGCUACGUGCUGGUCCUGGAGCGUCCGGAGCGAUCGCGGGAUAUCCUGGAGCUCCUGCAGGAGCAGGGCUUCCUGAGCGAGGGGGCGGCGCGCUGGCUUUUCUGCCAGGUGCUGGAGGCCGUGUGGCACUGCACUGCCUGCGGCGUCUGGCACGGGGACAUCAAGCCGGAGAACCUCCUCGUGGACCCGGAGAGUGGCAGCCUGAAGCUCAUCGACUUCGGUUGCGGCAUGUUUCUCCAGAAUCAGGGCUUCAGAGAGUUUGCCGGAACACGCAUGUACUGCCCGCCCGAGUGGAUCUGCCGGGGCUACCUACUCCAGGAGUCGGCAACCAUCUGGACCCUGGGCGUGCUGCUCUAUGUCAUGGUCUGCGGGCGCUUCCCCUCCAAGAACGACCAUGACAUCGUGUCGGGGCAGCUCUUCUUCUGGCAGCAGGUCUCUCCAGAGUGCCAACAUCUGAUCCGCUGGUGUUUGGGCAAGCACCCCGUGGACCGGCCGGAGCUGGAGGAGAUCUUGCGCCACCCUUGGGUGCGGGGCGGGUGCCUUUGA
Haemorhous mexicanus (house finch) is the source of this 654-nucleotide messenger RNA. Its product is annotated as serine/threonine-protein kinase pim-1-like. The record is from RefSeq and is a predicted model, not a curated record. Gene Ontology annotation, cellular component: cytoplasm. The coding region runs from base 1 to 654 and encodes 217 amino acids. Gene Ontology annotation, molecular function: protein serine/threonine kinase activity; ATP binding. Gene Ontology annotation, biological process: regulation of mitotic cell cycle; protein autophosphorylation; negative regulation of apoptotic process. The transcript is spliced from 4 exons. NCBI's taxonomy places the organism in Eukaryota, Metazoa, Chordata, Aves, Passeriformes, Fringillidae.